GCUUUGACGUUUUCAGGACUGUUUUGAAGUCAGUUUCCAUUUCUACUUUUUCCCUGAAACUUUUACCAUAGCUGAUCUGAGAUCAGCCUUCCCGAAACCGCUCUGUGACCGUCCCUUGCACAGCCUCCCGACCGACAACGUGGCAAAACACACAGAGCUUACAAAGUUGCCCUUUCCCCCCAAAAUGAAACAACUAAUACGAGGAUCCAGUUUACCCUGCAGAUAAUGGACAAUGUGAGUGAUUUAAAAAAAAAUAAUCAGCCAGAGGAUGGAUCACAGCUAGAUCAGCAGUCAGGGCGUGCUCCACUGUUUACCUUCAGCUUACUGAGAAAACUGAUUGGAAACACAGUAGACUGACUUGUUAUCAGCUCAUGUGUUUUCCAUGAAUGAUGUGGCAGCCGUGGAUGUACUUUGCCUUUAUCUGACAUGUCUGAGAUGUGGUAAAAGCUAGCCUUGGAGAUGGAUCAACGAAGCCACCAGCUGUCUGAGUCCAGUCGCCGCCCUCACAGAAUAAAAGACAAAGAGCAUUACUCCAGGUUUGCUCAGCAGGAAUGGGACCUGAACUACCCUCCAACGGGCCACAGAGAAAGGGACCAGCACUGGGGUCGUCCUGAUGCCCGUUACAUGACCCAUUUCACCAGCCCACCUGCCAGACCUCAGCUCUUUCCAUACAACUCUCAGGAAUAUGACCAUGGGUAUGGGUGGCAGGAACAUCACAGAUCUCAGUCCAGCAGCAUUGCAUGUUCUGUAAGACCUGCACAAUCUUUUCAAUUAAACCAGCAUGACUAUCCCCCCCACUAUCACUGGGAUUACCGAGACGGCUAUGGCUAUCAUGGCUACUACAGAGGACAGCGUGCACAGCAAGGUAUCGUGACACAAGAUGGUGUACGGUGGGAUCCCCAAGAAUCGUGGAAAACCAAUCAGUAUCCUGAAAGGACACACGUGAAGGGACAUGGAGCAAGCCUUAAUCCAGAGGACCACAGGUAUGACCAGAAGAGGGACAGCUCCCAGUGUUACCUCAGCAAUUAUGAAGUUAAUGCUUCCAGAGAAAAUGAGGAGAUGUCCUCCUAUUACCUCCAUACACUAGAGAGUUCCAAAACCUCAGGACUGUCUUCCAGCAGCUAUGAGCUGAGUCAGUACAUGAACGAAUCUGAUCUCUCUGAUCGGGACAUGCCGCCUGUUUUCACUUCUAACGGAGAACAUGCACCCGUGCUUCAGAACACAGUUCCUCUGAAGUAUUCAAUCCCUCAUGUGGUGGUGAGUUUUGGGCCUGCGGGCCAACUCAUACGGGUCACUCCGGCCCUGUCACCCCAGGAGAAAUUGAGUCAGCUGGAAGUCCACAGUUUAGAAGUUAUACUGAGUGAGACGCAGGAACAGCAGGAAAUGAGAAACUUUCCAGGACCUUUGACUCGGAAUGAUUUGCAUAAAGUAGAUGCCAUAGACUUUGCUCAUCAAAAGGCAGGGGCCUGCAUGAGAGAGAGCAAGCAGUCUGAUAGGAGCUCUGCUGCCCUCUUGUGGAACCUACUGAUACUUAUCUGUAGACAGAAUGGACAAAUAGUCGGCUCAGAUAUUGCUGAGCUCCUGAUGCAGGAUUCCCAUUCAGAUGGAAGCUGGAAACCGGAUGUUCCCACACUCAUUGAUUUCGAUGAGCACCCAGCAGUCGAAACACCACCUUCUAAAGGAGACGAUCUGCUCACAGGAGAUCCCAGCAGUUUCAGAGAGAGCCCAGAAAAGGCCCUGCAGAACUACACUCAGCUACUGCUGGCUGGAAGGAAGAAGGAGGCUCUGGAGUCUGCCAUGACCAGUGGGCUGUGGGGGCAUGCACUUUUUCUGGCCAGCAAAAUGGGCAGCAGAUCCUAUACCACAGUAUUGAACAGGUUCACAAACCAGCUAGUAGCAAAUGAUCCCCUCCAGACUCUCUUCCAGCUUCUGUCUGGGAGAGUCCCAUCUGCAUCUAUGUGCUGUGGAAACGGAAAAUGGGGCAACUGGAGGCCCCAUCUGGCUGUGAUGCUCUCGAAUGAGACAGGAAAUCCUGCUGUACAACAGAAAGCCAUCCUCACCAUGGGGGACUCACUCGCUUCCAGGGGCCUAAUACAUGCUGCCCAUGUGUGUUACCUGACAGCCGGCACUUCCUUUGGGAUCUUUCCACAGAAGGCAGAGAGACUUGUGCUUCUAGGCAGCAGCCACAGGCAGUCUUUCGGAAACUUUGCUUCAAAUUCUGCCAUCCAGUGUACUGAGUUAUAUGAGUACUGUCAGACGCUUGGAGGAAAAUCAUUUGCAAUCCCAUCCUUUCAGGCGUAUAAGUACCUGUAUGCCAGUCGGCUGUUGGACUGCGGGCUUUCAUCCCAAGCCUUCCAUUACUGUGAGGUGGUAGGGCAGGCCAUUCUCAGGCAGAGGAAGCCUGACUAUGUGCUGACAGAGGAGGUUAUUAAACUGUCAGACAGACUGAGGUUCUCAGAGGGUCAGUACAGUGAAGCAGGGCUUAGUGGAGCAGCACAGGAACCAGAGUGGCUCAAACACCUUCGGACACGACACCAACACUUACAGAUGGGGAAUUAUGACUGUACUGAUAUGAAACAGUUAGCUACCCCAAGUCAUGUUUUGGCGCAGAAGGACAGCCAACUGUAUCCAGACUCUAAUCUGGAUGAUUUAAGUUCUCAUAAUCAAGGUCCAGAGCCUGAGGUCCUUUAUUUUAGAAGCUCUGAGCACCAAGGCAGCCACAUCCAUGAGACCAGAGAAGAGACAGGAGAAAUGACAGUAAUGUCAAACAGUGACACAAAAACACAGCACAGGCCUCAUGCCAAUACUCCCUCAAUGCCAACAAUGGUGGUUCAUACUCCCUCUGUGCCUAUGAGCCAAAACGUCAGUCAUCAUUACACAGAUGGUGUUGAAGUCAGAAGUUCCAUGCCAAAUUGUCCAGCUGAUGAGGCAGACACAUCUUCUGAGGCUGGGAUGCAGAUGCUUGAAGUUACCUUCAGUCACAAUCAAAACCAGCAGGUCAUCACUGGGACUGUGGAGGAGUCUGAGGGGCCCCAAGAGGUUCCUAAACAGAGCACAAAAACAGGGUGGUUUGGUGGCUGGUUCAAAUCUAAGCCAAAAGAUGCCCAAAGGGAAAAUAUAGAGACUGACGUCCCAGCUCAGACGAACCAACUCCCACCUAUUGGCAGCCAUCCACCUCCUCCACCUGCUGUUCUCUCCCCUGGUACAUUUCCACCCUCCCCUUCCCCUGCUGGGAUAAAUCCUUUCUCAAGGAGAGCAGGCCAGCAGCCAAGGUAGUAAAAGCUGCAUAGCUCCAUAACAGAUUGGUUGAUUACACUAAAACCGAAGUAAGGCCUUUCAAUUGUUAAAAGUGCACAUAUUCCUAAUGACUGAGCUUAGGGUAGCCUCAGUAAGAACUGCAUACUGUUUACUUGCACAGAUAUUUCUUUUUUAGGGGUGUCCUUUUAAAACCCUAUAGUGGACUCACCAUCAUGUUGCAUGCCUGGGGCAGAAAUACUAGCAGCUCAUAUUGCACUGGCCAAAACAGCAGAGGUAUGCUUCCUGAAAGCUGAUGGUAGGGAAAUCAUCACCGGCUGCAGGACACACUGGGGGAGCAGGACAGCGUCACUGACCCCAGCGACUGUUCUUACACCGAAGAGGUGACUGGGAUCAGUUUUAUCAGCAACAAAGAAGCACAUUUCAUGUGGCAGAGAAAAUUGGAGCCAACUUUAACAGCACACUGGCUAAUGAUUUAAAUUGUGCACACAAUCAAACUGUACCUGAUUAUUAGUCUUCUGAAUGUAUGAAAGAGCUGCAAAAUGCACCAACCAAGCUUCCUGAAAGAAAUCAAAUGGAAUAGUGUGUUCCCAUGUCAUUAUGCUGCCAACAUCUCUGUCCCCACCGGACAAACAUUUACAGAACCAAACUGUUUAUGUAUUGUUCAUGCGAGACAGGACUGCAUUACUUAUAUUCUCUGGUAUACGUCUGUAUAGCCAAAAAACUCACUAAAAUGCCUAUCACAGAACUACAUUUACUUUUAGGAUCACUUGUUUUAUAACUUUGUUGUCUUGCAAAACUCUCUUUAUUUAGAUAAGAUGUUUUAAGUCAAGCAAUGAGGUUGGGUUUUUAAAUUAUAUUAGCACCUACUGCACAUCAGUUACAGGAGAAUUAUUUGUCUCUCUAAUAUUAAAAAACUUUAAAAACUGUA
Messenger RNA from Girardinichthys multiradiatus, 4186 nucleotides. RefSeq names its product SEC16 homolog B, endoplasmic reticulum export factor (gene sec16b). The record is from RefSeq and is a predicted model, not a curated record. Gene Ontology annotation, cellular component: ER to Golgi transport vesicle membrane; endoplasmic reticulum exit site. Lineage: Eukaryota; Metazoa; Chordata; Actinopteri; Cyprinodontiformes; Goodeidae. Gene Ontology annotation, biological process: Golgi organization; autophagy; COPII vesicle coat assembly. The transcript is spliced from 26 exons. The coding region runs from base 460 to 3276 and encodes 938 amino acids.